Capsicum annuum is the source of this 1213-nucleotide messenger RNA. Its product is annotated as glycosyltransferase BC10-like. The transcript has a single exon. The record is from RefSeq and is a predicted model, not a curated record. Gene Ontology annotation, molecular function: glycosyltransferase activity. Gene Ontology annotation, cellular component: membrane. Lineage: Eukaryota; Viridiplantae; Streptophyta; Magnoliopsida; Solanales; Solanaceae. Bases 555 to 1172 code for a protein of 205 amino acids.
UAAGCCCACUGUGCGGAUCCUAAAACUUUCCCUAUCAGGUUUGUAGGGCUCAAAUCUGAUACAUUUGAUUAAGAGCGGAGGGAACUCCACCAUCCCACCACAUCCUAUAAUGUUGCAAUACAUGCUACUAUAUGUCAAUAACAUCUUUUUAUGACGCCCUCAUCGACAUUAUUAGUCUUCAGUACGAUGAAAAUUGAAUAGCUUCGAUCUAUAGGUAUUAGAAAUACAAGGAAAAUCUACUAAACUUCGUAGAAAUAUGAAUCCCAUUUUGUUUGUUAUACUGCUAUCUGUCUUGAGCCUGGGGUGUAUCAGAAACAGCCUCUCUACUUCAUAUGAGGUAGUGACAUGGACUGCGUACACAUUACCCUCCCCAAACCCCACUAUGUUGUUGUAAGUAUGAAUCCCAUGUUAGUAUCCAACUAUAGGAUAUAUGGAUGAAACUUCUUUUAUAUUGAAAGCACCAACUUCUUUAACAUUGUCAGUGUAUAUAAGUCAAAUCCUUCUGAAUCGUGUGUAUCGUUUUUUCGCAGGCAGUACAAUGGGGAAGAUCAACAAUGAUUGAUGCAGAGAGAAGACUUUUAGCAAAUGCUUUAUUAGACAUUUCCAAUGAAAGAUUCAUAUUACUCUCUGAAUCCUGCAUUCCUUUGUUCAAUUUCACUACAAUUUACACUUUCCUCACAAAUUCUGACCUAAGUUUCCUCGGAUCAUUUGACGAUCCGAGGAAAAUAGGUCGCGGUAGAUACAACAAACGUAUGUACCCGAACAUAACACUCUCCGACUGGCGAAAAGGCUCGCAAUGGUUUGAAGUUCAUCGCGAACUUGCUAUAAAAAUCGUCUCUGACGUAACGUAUUACCCUAUUUUUAAGAAGUAUUGUGUGCCACCUUGUUACAUGGAUGAACAUUACUUGCCUACAUUAGUGAAUAAAGUUUGUCCGAAAUUAACGUCGAAUCGAAGCGUUACAUGGGCCGAUUGGUCGACCGGUGGAUCGCACCCGAUGACAUUUUUGAAGAAAGAUGUGAGUAAGGUGUUUUUGAAGAGUGUUAGAAGUGAGGUCAAUUGUAGUUAUAAUGGAAAGUUGAGUUCAAUUUGUUUCCUUUUUGGGAGAAAAUUUCAUCCUAGUACUUUGCAACCUUUGCUUAGUAUUGCACCAAUGUUGCUUGGUUUUGGUUGAUAAUCGUGAUGUCCGGGUCAGCUUGCCCGCUGGUUCUGGUC